AUGGCUGUCUUUCCCCAUGCCUACGUCGGCUCGUCGGGGCCGCACAGGGAGCGACCACAGCGCCGCAUCCGCAUCUCGUAUACCAUCGAGGAUGCAGCUCGUCCUCCUUCGCACCGCUUUGGCGUCAACGCUCUUGCAGUCGAUCGCAUCAACAAUCGCCUCUAUACCGCAGGCCGCGACUCGACCAUCAUCUCGUGGGAGAUGGGCGCGACAAGGUCCCAGGGCCGCGAACGGAGGGAGCCGUCUGCGCCGGUGGCCUCUCGCGUUCUCGCUGGCCACAUUGAUUGGGUCAACGACCUGGUCCUGUUUGGUGACGACAAUCGUAUGCUGAUGUCGGCGUCGUCCGACACCUCAGUCGUGUGCUGGGACACAUCCACCGGCGACGAGGUGUACGUCAUGAACAGACAUGCCGACUACGUCAAGGCCCUGGCGUACCUGCCUACUCGAGGUCUCAUGGCCUCGGCUGGUCUCGACAACAAGAUCUGUCUGUGGGACGUGGCCAACGUCGCCGCCUCUGUCGAGCUGACAGGUCACAAGGACUCGGUCUACGCGCUUGCUGCCGCCACUAGCGCUCCGAUCCUCGCCUCAGGAUCUUCUGAGAAGCUUGUUCGCCUCUGGGACGCCCGGAGCCACCGCAAGAUCGGCAAGCUCAAGGGUCACACUGACAUUGUCAAGACGCUCGCCGUCGACGCCUCCGGCUCGCUCAUUCUCUCCGGCGGCUCCGACGGGCUGGUCAAGCUGUGGGAUGUCGGGACCCGCAAGUGUCUCGCCUCGUACCGCAUCCACGGCGACUCGGUCUGGUCGCUCCGGGCCUCAGACUCGCUCACUCACUUUUACUCGGCCUCGCGCGACGGCUCCAUCGCGUACUCGACUCUCCGCUCCGGGCCAGAUUCGGUUCUCUCGGUCCGCCUCGCCCAGCUCGACCAUCAGGUCCUCGCCCUUGCGCCGACUCACACACCCGGUGCCCAAAAGGCUGCUUCGCCAGGCCUGGUCUGGGUUGGAACCACCACAUCGUCGCCAGUCGCCUUUGCAACUCCGGAGCCUGAUCUGGCCCAGGACCUGUCGUCGUCGGUCUACGUCCCGCCACACACCGCAGCCUCGGCCUCUGGCGUCGUUGCCACCCCGCGAAAUGCCCUUCCACCCAACACCCUCCCCGCGCCUCGAGCCCUUGCUCCCGUCGCCACCCUUCCGGGCACCACUGGCAUCGUUCGCCACCAGAUCCUUGCCGACCGCCGCCACGCGCUCACCCAGGACAACUCGGGCCUCAUGCAGGUGUGGGACGUGACCCGCGGCGUCAAGAUUUCGGACCUGCCUAACGCAGACGACUGGGACGAGGAGCUCAAGACCCAGAACGACAACAUCGGCCCUGUCGCCGUCCCCUCGUGGCUCACCCUCGACUCCAAGACCGGCGGCCUCACCGUUCAUCUCACCCAGCCGCAGUGCUUUGCCGCAGAAGUCUUUGCCGAGGACCUCAACCUCACCCCCUGCUGCCGCGAGCUGCCCGAACCCGGGACACGCAUCAACAUCGGCCACGUAGUGCUCAAAUCCAUCUUCCGCCACGCCAUCCGCCAAUUCCUCGAGGAACACUCCGCCAAGGCCCGCCGCGCCGCCCGCCGCGCCGCCGCACACACCGCACCUGCGCCCGCCGACGACGACGUGUACUCGGAUGAAGGCACUGCUGGUCGUGCCACAGGCUCCGCCGCCUCAGCCUCGGCCUCGACUUCGGCUGUCUCAAAGUCAUCGCGACGCAGACGCCGCCAUCGCAACUCGCGCCACGCUGGCCGCUCCGGCCGCAGAAAGGGCAAAGCCCGCAAGAAGCGCUCCGACACUGCAGGCGAAGAAGAGCAGGAGGAAGAGGACGACGACGGCACUGCGCCUCUCUCCGCCUCGGCCUCCCGCUCGCUCGGGGAAGACUCGUCCAACGACUCGCGAACAUCGCAAGAUCGUGCUUCACCCCCUAUCCCCGGUGCAGCGUCAGCCGAGCUCGACUCGGACUCGUGCGUCGGCUCGGCGGUGUCGUCAUCAUCUGCCGAUGCCGAGGAGCAGGCUGAGGAUGCGCUCCUCGAUCUGCAGCGCGGCGAGUCCCUCCUUCCGUGGUUCUUUGACCUCGCCGACUCGACUCGCGUCGUCGCCACCGAGGAGCCGUCGGGCCGCAAGCUGCUCUCUCUCACUGUCGGUGCCAUGCACUCCAAGUGGAGCGAGAUCAACAUCGAGACGUGGCUUCACAACGCUCUGUGGGAGAACGUGCUCUGGGCCAAUGAGCCGUCCAAGAUCCUGUUCACCCUCGAGCCGCGCCCGAACUCGGACCUUGCCGCCCUCUCCACUACCGGGCAGUCGCUGCAAGCUGCCCGAGUCUACCGCGUCAAGCGUGUUGCCGCACACGUCUUUAACCAGCUUGGCCUUGACCGAGAGGGCUAUGACCCAUCCCGGCCCUGCGACGCCGUUGCCGUCUACUGUCGCAGCACACGCGUCGGGCCCGCAGUCGACCUUCGUGCCAUUCGCCACCACUACUGGUGCGCGCCAGACGAUCUGUGUCUCACCUACGACCGUGCCGCGCCUGCGCCGCACUCCCGCCUGCCGUCACCGGUCGAUGACGAUGAGCUUGCUCCCUCUCCCGCAACCGACCCCGAGGCCGAAGAGCAGGCCGAGGAGCUCGAAGAGGUCGCUAUCGCAGCCGCUGCUGCUGCCAAUGAGAGUCCGUCGCGCAAGCGAGAGUCAGCCGGCCAUCCGCUUGCGCCGCAGCCUAAGCGCGCAAAGACGUUGGCGGCCGCGGCGGACUUGGAAAACUCCGCUAGCUCCGGUGAUACUGACACCGAGGCAGCGUCCGAGGCAGCGUCUCGAGUCAAGAACGCGGCCGAGACCAACACUGCGCUCCGGGUUACCGGUCGGGAGGGUUCGCCGUCGAUCGAGGCAGUGGCGUAGCCGCGAGAAGUAGCACCAGCGCUAGGUGUCGGUGUUUAACUUGAAACCUGGACCACAAAGGCAGAGAGCUCGAGGGGGGUCAUCUCGACAGCGCCGGCUCGAACCUCGGCAUCCACAGCCAUCGACGUGCUGACCGCCAUCAGCCGAUUCUGUCCGGGUGCAACGACAUAGAGCACAUCGCCGACCGCC
This is a messenger RNA of Thecamonas trahens ATCC 50062, 3111 nucleotides long. RefSeq lists its product as uncharacterized. The transcript has 3 exons. The coding region runs from base 1 to 2922 and encodes 973 amino acids. Gene Ontology annotation, molecular function: ubiquitin binding. Gene Ontology annotation, biological process: double-strand break repair via homologous recombination; protein deubiquitination. The record is from RefSeq and is a predicted model, not a curated record. Lineage: Eukaryota; Apusomonadida; Apusomonadidae.